AUGGAGACGUUUCUCCACCAGCACCAGGCGCAGCUGGUGGCGGCGCAAGUUCCCGAGCGUCUAUGGCCAAUGGCAUACUACAAACUGAAACACGAAGUAUUCGAUGCGGGUGAUUUUUUUUAUCUAGCUCGAGAUUUGGAUGGAGAAUUUCGCGCUGUUGUGCGGGAUGAUGUGGACUUGGCGCGAAUGCAACCUGAUUCAGAUGAAGCGAUUUUUCUGGUUGACCACGCUUGGACGUUCACAGCUGACAAGAUACGCGAGCAGCUGACAGCUGUGCCAAAGCUGCUGGACCGCAUGGAGAAAAUGAUGCAAUUAAAAGGACUAGAUAAAAAUGAGCGUGUGGAUGCUGUUGCUGAUCGCGUGUGGCGUAACGCCAACACGUACCGUCUUGGCAACGCGAAACCUGAGGACGCGUCUUCGAUCUGCGGGGACUUUUUAUCGCGGGAUUACUUUCCAGAGUUCGCAUCGGAUGUCGUAAUGCACACUGCACUUCUUACUGCCUUGUUCUAUGAGCCCGGAACCGUUGACAGUCCGCAUCUAAUUGAACUUGAAAAAAGUAUUGCUGCACGCAAGAAGCAAGAUACACUAGAAAACGCCCGUGCAAGAUUUUACAACAGCGUCAGCCGUGACUCAGAGACGCCCCCAUAUCCUGAGACGCCCGUUGCAUCGGUAUUGCUUUCCACCAUCGUGACAAAAUCGGGCCCGCUUCGUAUAUGUUCCGAUUCAAAGUUAAUGCACACGCACUUGACUCACCCACACUUUACGCUCGUGGAUAAUGAAGACGAGGCCCAAGUUGUGUGGCUGACUCGUCAUUUGAAAGAUUUUCCCAAAUAUACCACCAAUGACAACGUGCAGAUCAUCAACCAGUUUCCAAACGAAAAAAUUCUUACUUGCAAGGACCUGCUUUAUGAAGUAUGCAAGCUGCAAAACGGUGGUGUGCGGCCUAACUGGCUCGCUGAGACUUACAACAUGACCAGUGAGCUCCCCGAGCUUAUCAGCCAAUUUAUUCAACGAGACCUUGUCGCUCGCAGAAAUGGUAACGGUUAUGACGAAGCAAAUUAUUGGAUUUGCAAACCCUGGAACAUGGCGCGCUCAAUAGACACGUGCAUUGCGCAGAAUGCGCCACACAUAGCGCGUCUGGCUGAAACUGGACCUAAGAUUGCGUGCAAGUACAUUCAUCGUCCGUUAUUGAUUGACCAGCGCAAGUUUGACAUUCGGUUUCUUGUGAUGGUCAAGUCAACGGAGCCGUUAGAGCUCUACUUGAGUGGUGUGUACUGGCUGCGUAUUGCAAACAAAGAGUUUACUAUGGACAACUUUCAUGACUUUGAAAAGCAUUUUACUGUCAUGAACUACUCUGACUUUGCUGUUCGAAUCAUGGACAAUUCUGAAUUUAUCGAGAGGUUCGAAUCUGAGUACCCGAGCGAGAACUGGGCUACUAUGUUUAUUGAUAUCUGUACCAGUAUUAAGCAGAUGUUUGAGUUCGCCACAGCUCAGCCUCCUCCACUUGGGCUCGGUCGCUGUACAAAGUCGCGUGCGCUUUACGGUGUAGAUAUAAUGCUCUCUUGGGAAGCUGAUGAAGAGACUGGUAGUGAGCGUUUGCGACCAAUUAUUUUGGAAACAAAUUUUCAGCCAGAUUGCACACGUGCUUGCAAAUACUUUCCGCAUUUUUAUAACGAUCUCAUGAACGUUCUGCUGCUUGACCGUCCCGACGAGACUGUGCAUGGCUGCACACGUCUUUAA
Molecule: messenger RNA, 1740 nt
Organism: Plasmopara halstedii
Lineage: Eukaryota; Oomycota; Peronosporomycetes; Peronosporales; Peronosporaceae
Product: tubulin--tyrosine ligase-like protein 12
Exons: 5
Coding region: 1-1740 (579 amino acids)
Biological process (GO): protein modification process
Source: RefSeq, a predicted model, not a curated record